Messenger RNA from Macrosiphum euphorbiae (potato aphid), 234 nucleotides. The record is from the annotation of a GenBank genome assembly. NCBI's taxonomy places the organism in Eukaryota, Metazoa, Arthropoda, Insecta, Hemiptera, Aphididae.
AUGAAACUAAGCCACAAAUCUCAAAACCAACUACCUGAAGAAAUCCUCAAAGAGAUAAGAGAGAAAAACCAAAUAAGAAGGCUAUGGCAACAAACCCGAGACCCCCAAGUCAAAAGACUUCUAAACUCAAAAGUCAAAUUCAUAAGAAGCAUCCUAAUAACUCACAAAACUGACCAAUGGGACACAUUCGUAGACUCACUGAACACAAAAGAUGGUUCCAUUUACAAACUAUAG